Messenger RNA from Metarhizium acridum CQMa 102, 711 nucleotides. NCBI's taxonomy places the organism in Eukaryota, Fungi, Ascomycota, Sordariomycetes, Hypocreales, Clavicipitaceae. The record is from RefSeq and is a predicted model, not a curated record.
AUGGCAAAAGAGUCAAUCUGGUCUGAUAUUGGCGACGCCAUCUGCAAUGGCGAGCGGGUGUUCCAAGUGAUGCACAAGCUCGGCCACGGAGGCUUCUCGACAGUCUGGUCAGUUCGCUCAUACACGAUUGAUGGUGAGCUGGCCGUCCUCCGGCACCUCAGAACCGUCGCCGGCCCUGGGCAUCCAAACGUGGUGGCAUUACAUGACUCUUUCCAAAUCUCUGGUCCGGACGGCGAGCAUCACUGCCUCAUUUUCCCUGUUCUCGGCCCAAGCCUACGCAAGGCUGUUGUUUCCGCGGCGUUACCCAGCUCUAUGCGACACCAGGUGUGCCAACAGGUUGCCAGCACCAUGGCAUUCCUCCAUCAUUACGGAGUCUGUCACGGCGUAUUCGAGCUUCCAGACAUCCAGUCCAUGUCUCCAGCUCGUGUAACUCAACUGCUGGGUCCUAUCAAGACGGAGAACCUUGGGUUGCAAAAUGGGCAAUGCUCGCCGCAUGCUCCAGAGCAGGUCAUCCAGACCCCUGACCUAUCAGGUCUAGACUACUCUUUGCUCACUCGGGUUCGAAUAAUUGACUUUGGACAAGCCUUUUUCGCAAACCGCCCGCCACCCUCGCUGGGAGUUUCUAUCGACUUCUUCUCCCCAGAGCUCUGCUUUGGUUAUCUACCCUCAACCAAGAGUGAUAUUUGGCACCUCGCGUGCAUCCUCUAUUAG